AGUUUGGACUAUUUACUACAACUAUAGGCGGGUUUUAAUCCCCAAAACAAGCGACUGGAUCAAAAAAAGACGGAAUUAUACUGUAAGCUGCUGCAGAGCUCGUGUUCGGGGGUAACGUAAAGGAGCCAGCCAUGCCUUUAUCUAGAGGGAAGAAACCCACAACAACCGCAGGAAGCAAGAUACCCAAGCUGGGUGCAGCAUCCACCGAGAACCAGGAUGAAGGCCCACAGGUGAAGAGGUCCUCCUCGCCUCCUCAUGGAGCUCCAAAGAAGAGGACUGCGUUCAUAGACAUCACCAAUGCUCAUAAGGUUCAGAUCAGCAUUCCAGGGAGGAAGAAGGAUGCAGGGAAGAAGGCUGCAAAGAAAACCGGCUCCAUAUCGGUGUCUGCAAAGAAUCAGGCCAACCUGAAAAAGUCGUCUUCUGUGAGCUCAGAGGAAACGACAACCGAGAGGGAAAAGACUGAUACGGAGGAGGAGAGGGAAGAGCAGAAGGAUGUGGCGGCUCCAGUAGAACAGCUGGAGGAUGCUGCGCCCCCUGCUGCCCGCGAAGUGCCAGCACACCUUCAGAAACAGCUGAUCCCGAAGGAGUUUGACAUUGACUCUGAGAACUCCGAGGACAGUUACAUGUGUCCAGAGUAUGCAAAGGACAUCUUUGACUACCUCAAACAGAGAGAGGAGAAGUUUGUCCUCUGUGACUACAUGCCCAAACAGCCCAGCCUCAACCCGGAGAUGAGGGCGAUCCUGAUCGACUGGCUGGUGGAAGUGCAGGAGAACUUUGAGCUGUACCACGAGACCCUCUACCUGGCUGUUAAGAUGACAGACCACUUCCUGUCGAAAACGCCCGUCCACAGGGAGAUGCUGCAGCUCGUCGGCUCCACCACCAUGCUCAUCGCCUCCAAGUUUGAGGAGCGCAGCCCGCCCUGCGUCGACGACUUCCUGUACAUCUGCGAUGACGCCUACAAGAGGGAGGAGCUCAUCUCCAUGGAGGCCAACAUCCUGCAGACGCUGUCGUUCGACAUCAACAUCCCCAUCCCUUACCGGUUCCUCAGACGCUAUGCCAAGUGUGUGAGCGCCGGCAUGGACACGCUGACUCUGGCUCGCUACUUCUGCGAGAUGAGCCUCAUGGAGAUGGACCUGGUGCCCGAGAGAGGAUCGCUGCUGGCCUCGGCCUGCCUGCUGAUGGCGCUGGUCACCAAAGACCUGGGCGGAUGGUCUCCCAUCCUGCAGUUCCACUCCGGCUACCAGACGUCGGAUUUGGCACCGGUCGUCAGGAAGCUCUACGUGAUGCUCUUGGCUCCUCCUGACGAUAAGCUGAGAGCCAUCAGGAACAAAUACUCCCAUAAGGUGUUCUUUGAAGUCGCGUCGCUGCCUCUGGUCAACGUCGACGUCCUGGAGAACGCCUUGACCGCUCAGUGAGGCGUCGGCGCCAGAAAAUGGUAAAAAACAAAAAAGAGAGAGAGAGAAGUCUAAAUCGAGUGAAAAUAUUAAAAUUUCUCUUCGACGAACCUGUACAUAAUUUGUUAAUAUGUUUAAUAUUUAUAUGUGUAGCCUAGCGUGUCGUUAUAUAUAAACAUUUAUUCCAGUUCGAUGGAAAAGAGUUUUAAUGUGGGCAUUUGUUGUUGUUCAGAUCCUGUAGUGUUACAUUUCUGUGCACCGUUUGGCAUUUAUUUUUAUAAGUUUUUAUAAGAAGUUGAAAGAAAAAAACAAAAUCCUAAUUCAUUAGUAUUUGUAAGCCCCUUUGUGUGUCCAUGUGUGUGUAUGUGUGUAGUGCACAAUUUAAAAAGUCUGUUGGCAAAUGCUUACUUUUACUAAUGAACUAUGCAGCGGCCCACAGGUUUUAUAGGAGUUCUUGUUAGCAGGAAUGCAUGUGUGUGUGUUUCAUACGUUGUACAGUGUUUAUCAUGUUAAUAUCACAAUGCUAAUUAUUUGUAUAAAAGACGACCGGAUGAUGCUUCUUUUGAACGGCUGUCAUGGGUACUCUUAAAAUAAAGACGUGUUUUUUUUUCUUUUUCUGUUCAAA
Molecule: messenger RNA, 2019 nt
Organism: Stegastes partitus (bicolor damselfish)
Lineage: Eukaryota; Metazoa; Chordata; Actinopteri; Pomacentridae
Gene: ccnb3
Product: cyclin B3
Exons: 12
Coding region: 132-1415 (427 amino acids)
Biological process (GO): mitotic cell cycle phase transition
Molecular function (GO): cyclin-dependent protein serine/threonine kinase regulator activity
Source: RefSeq, a predicted model, not a curated record